ACUAUUAAUUGCAACUUCAGCGAGCACGCUCCCCGUCCCAUGGAGCCAGAGCCACAUCACCCUCGGCGCGCUCCGACGGCCGCCAUGGAUCCCCCGUCGCCAGCGGGAGCGAGGCCGGCGAUGUCCCACUCCUCCGCCUUCCUCCUCCCCUCCUCCGCAACCCCAGCCGCCUCAGCGGACGCGUACGCGGUCGUCGUCCUCAACCAGCGCCUGCCCCGCUUCGCCCCUCUCCUCUGGGACCGCGCGCAGGUGCGGGUGUGCGCCGACGGGGGCGCUAAUCGCGUGUUCGACGGCAUGCCGGAGCUGCUCCCCGGCCACGCCCGCGACGAUGUGCGCUCCAGAUACAAACCAGAUGUAAUCAAAGGGGAUAUGGAUUCAGUGCGACCAGAAGUGAAGGAAUAUUAUUCUAAUUUGUCCAUUGACUUCCAGCAUGGCUCUGCUUUAGUAGAAACUAGUGUUAUGGCGCUGCUAGAAGGAGGGCGCGAGAGGGCCGGCCGGGGGCCUUUUGCCCACGGCCGGGCAAGAUGGAAGGGCACCAAAAUAGUUGAUCAAUCACAUGAUCAGGAUACCACCGACUUGCACAAAUGUGUAGCAUUUAUCACUGACAAUUCACCUGGCCCUGACAAAUCGAAUCUAUGCAUCCUUGUCCUCGGAGCACUAGGAGGUAGGUUUGAUCACGAAAUGGGAAACAUCAAUGUACUCCACCUCUUUCCAAACAUUAAGAUCGUCCUCCUAUCAGAUGAUUGCCUGAUCUUUCUGCUCCCAAGAACGCACACUCACAACAUCCACAUUGAACGAUCAGUUGAGGGCCCCCACUGUGGGUUGAUUCCCAUUGGCGCACCUUCGACUAGCACCACGACCACGGGGCUCCGGUGGAAUUUAGAUAAUACUCAUAUGAGCUUCGGUGGAUUGAUUAGCACAUCAAACACAGUUGAUGAGGACCAGGUUAUGGUCACUUCAGAUUCUGACCUGAUCUGGACAAUAUCGCUCCGGCACUGAGUUUUUCGAUGCAUUUUCUCGUCAGACAAUACUUGUAUGAGCUACGAUGGAUUGAUUAGCACGUCGAACAUUGUUGAUGAGGACCGGGUUAUGGUCGCUUCAGAUUCUGACCUGAUUUGGACAAUAUCUCUCUGGCACCGAGCUUAUGCUAGGCAGAACGUUUUAGCUAUCGCCAAUUGUCUCAUCUAAUUUAUGUCUAUGACCACUACAUCCAGCAGUGACGUGAUAAAUUCUGGCGUGUUAGAAUUUCAAGCCUUGUAAAUUUUCAAUUUGUAAUUUGGUAGCUUUGGCAAUUAAAUAUAUUUGCCCCCGCGUAAAAAAAUUGGUGGUGUGCCUGUCAAAAUCUAUAUCUGUUAAUAGGUUGUGAAAAUACAGUGGCGCAGUUUGUGGGUUA
Messenger RNA from Triticum urartu, 1393 nucleotides. Its product is annotated as thiamine pyrophosphokinase 3. Gene Ontology annotation, molecular function: ATP binding; thiamine binding; thiamine diphosphokinase activity. Lineage: Eukaryota; Viridiplantae; Streptophyta; Magnoliopsida; Poales; Poaceae. The record is from RefSeq and is a predicted model, not a curated record. Gene Ontology annotation, biological process: thiamine diphosphate biosynthetic process; thiamine metabolic process.